Molecule: messenger RNA, 909 nt
Organism: Carassius auratus (goldfish)
Lineage: Eukaryota; Metazoa; Chordata; Actinopteri; Cypriniformes; Cyprinidae
Exons: 11
Coding region: 205-909 (234 amino acids)
Biological process (GO): proteolysis
Molecular function (GO): cysteine-type peptidase activity
Source: RefSeq, a predicted model, not a curated record
AUGGGAGUUUUACUUACUCAAACAUGUUCUGAGGGCAGAAAGGAAAAUGAUUGGUUUACAGAUUCAACCAAUGAAAUUGAAGCAGAGGCGGGAUCAAGUUUUUUUUUUUUGGCGGGAUUCUAGAUACGUUAUCGACUGUUGAUAGAUCGCGGGUUUUGUAGAGCUUAUUCCUCUGCUUUCAAGGAGCAUUUCUUUCUGAGAAAAAUGAAUGUCUUACAAAUUAUGAAGUCUGGAGGACUGCAUGGAAGAGGCAUCGGAAGGAUUGGACCCUAUCCACUUUACAUGGAGAGUUUUGAAUCCCUCAUAGAAAACAACGAAGUAUCUGAUGAGAUAAUGGAUGCCUUGUUCCAUCUGUUCAGCAGGAAGCGGCCAGAUGUUUUGGCCAUCAAUAAUCAGACCCUGGGUCACAUUCUGGAGGGUGACACCCGGGCUAGGAGCAGUUAUUUUACGAAGAAGAACAUGUUUGAAAAUAAAACAGAGGUUGUUGGUCCCUUUUUGGAGGACGGGAAUCAUUGGACUUUUUUUCACUGCAGCAUUGUUGACCGUGCAAUUACAUACCUUAAUUCACUUGGGGAAACAGAUGAACAAUAUAACAAAAUAGCAGAAAACUGGAGCACAUUUGCUGCUUCAAAAGGCUACCAGGGGCCAUGGAAAAGAGUACUCAGGAAACAUAGCUUACAGCAUGAUAGCAUUUCAUGUGGUGUUUUCACAGCUGUGUUUGCUGAGGCCAUACUUGGAGGCUCAGGGGGAUACCUUACGUGCUCUCCUAUCCAGGAAGAGAGGGAGCGUCUGGGGACACUUCUCUUUCAUUCACUUGAUAGGUCAGAUAUUUGUGGCAUCUGUUUUCAUAAAGUACCCAGGAAGAACAAGGCAAAUGAACAAAGGUCUUACGGGAGUGGAUCUAUUUAA